CGUGCGAGCUAUUAUUUACUUUACUUUGCGUUUUGGCGUACUAGCCGUGAACGGCUCGGGAGCCGAGGGCUAGUUUGUCUUUUCAUGGCUCUCUUGAGCACUAUUCCUGCUAUUGACGCUGAACUGGCACGCAUUGAGCUCUCGGCGGCACAACAGUCUGCUUACAACAACAAGCUUGCGCAGAUUGAGGCUCGGCGUCAGCUAGCGGCAAGUGCCCUUGAGGCUUUGCCCAGUGGGCGUAGAACGCGCAACAGCGUUGGUGCGGCCGACAAUCGCGCCGAACAGGUCGCAGCGAUCGAGCAGCUACGAGAUCAGGAUGUCGCAAAGUUGGAGACACCCACGUUUAAGCAGCUGAAGGCGCGCGUGCAGCAUAUCCAGGUCCUGUCCGCGCGCAAGGCGGAGCUGGUACAGCGGAAGGAGGAGCUGGAGAAGCAGCUGAAGCUGAUUAACGGUGGGGCGGCACAGGAGGAAGCCCUGGGCGAGUUGGCGCUGGACGCCUCACUGUGCGAUGACGAUGCUGAGCUGGGCGCGGGGCAGCCGCAGGGCAGGGGAAAGCAGCAGCAGCAAAUGACAGAGAAAGCAGCGCAGCAGAAGGUUGGGCGCGGGAAGACGGCGGCUCAGCGGCGGGUUGGGACUGGCGCCGUUGGCAGCGGCGCGGCCAAGUCCGCUCGCCCGCCGCUUCCCCCCCUGCUGGCGGCGGAGGAGGACGACUUCGCAGAAGGCAGCGAGCAGGACGUUGAGACAGCGGCGUUACGGCGGGUCGGGAUCACAGCAGGCAUCAGCGGCCCGGCAGGGGGCGGCCGAGCGGGCCUGCGGGCCGCUCCGGCCGCCCCUGCGCCCACACCGACGGCUGCGCGGCAGCCAGCCGUUGUGCGCGCGGAUGCGGUCAGCGACAUUAUGCAGGGCCUGGACAAGGACAUGCACAUGGAAUCGAUCUUGAACACCACGCCGGCGUUCAAGGAGAUUCUGAUGGGAGCAGGCAUACAGCUGGCGGGCAGCAACGUGCCAGCUUUCCAGCAGCACCUCCAGAAGACCAUCCAGGCCCUGGAGAAGGAGCAGCGGGAGCAGCAGGAGCUGGCCACGUGCUCGGCCCUCAGUGAGCGGACCUCAGCGGCGCUGCGAGGCAUGGCCCUGGCUCAGAAGGUCACGGAGCUGCUCCGUUUCGAGCAGCUGCUGCCGGACCUGGUCAGGGCCGCGGGGGGCAGCUUCCCGGCUUUCCUGGAGGCCAUGCGCCACCCCAGGCCGGAGGUGAAGCAGAUGCUGGAGGGCGCGGCGCUGCUAGAGCAGAUCAAGGCGCGCCACCGGCCGCUGACAGCGGGGGGCGGGGAGAGCAGAUAUGGCGAGGAGCCGGCGCUGAAGCGGCAGCGGCCUUACGGACUCGCGCCUGGAAGAGGUGACGUCUGAAGGUGCGUGAGGCCCUGGCCUAAGCUAUGUGCUCUUAUUUUUCGCCAAAUCAGCCCGUGGCACGGGGAAACAGCCUCCGGGUGGGCGCCCGGGUGACCGAGAACGCCCCCGGUUUGAGUAAUCCGGGCGAUCAAAAACUUCCCGGGGAUUGGUGCCCGGGUGACCGAGAACGCCCCCGGUUUGGGUAAUCCGGGCGAACAAAAACCCCCCGGGGAUUGGCGCCCGGGUGACCGAGAACGCCUCCGGUCUGGCGUCCGGGUGACCGAGAUCGCCCCCGGCCGAAGGUCGGGUGACAAUUAUGCGUGUCAGCCUUGUCCACGCAGGUUGCGCACUUGCCGAUGUCGGAGACACGCUGAUGCACAAGGCCUGAGGAGUGACAGGAGUCGGCGGCGGCCGAUGCCGCGGCCGGCUUUACGAGGGGCGCGGCAGUGCUCAUCCGUCGGACGGGGAAGCGUCAGCAGCAGCGGGAGCCGCGCCUGUGGGAGCACUUGCGGGCGAACUGGGCGGUCGCCGAGUUGGAAUUGGUGCGGGGGGACUCCGCUUGGAGCGGAGGGGUUUUUCUGUGGGGCCCGCUGGGAUCUGAGCGCCAGCAUAGGUGGGGCUACAAGAGAGUUGCAGAUGCUUAGAGCAGAGGGUGCUGUCUGUGGGGCCCGCUGGGAUCUGAGUGCCAGCAUAGGUGGGGCUACACGAGAGGGGCAGCUGCCGGUACGCUGGCGAGUCUUGAGCUGUCGGUAUUAGGAGGGAUUGGUGUGGGGGGUGGUCUCUGCCCGGCAACUAGGAAUGGCCGGGCAGACCCGUGCUGGUUAUUAGGCGCCGUAGAAAUUAGACGGCCGCGGGGCUGGGGCCAAGGGAAGCGGCGUGCGACUGUGUUUAGGCACGCCGCCCAAGUAAGGGCACAGCCGCUUACUCCCCAUAUCCAUUUGCCCUCCCCGGGUGAUGAACGUUUGCAAACUUGAGCAAGACGGUGAUCAUGACUUGCAUUGCGGUAUGUGGAAUGCUGUAAAUGGUGGGUGAUUGUUUCGUUUCCGAAGCCUGCCCUCAGCAGCCCUCCAUCUCAAAGGGCGGUUUUAAGUGGAGCUUCUAGUAAACUUGAACGGAACUUAAGACAGGUUUUGAAGGAGGGAAGCGGAGAAAUAGGCUGGCGAGGACGCGCAUGCUUGGUAGGCGAAGGCCGAGGAGAGAAGGGCGGGGGAACCGCCGUGUGUCGGAAGAUGGGCCCCAAUGCGUGAACGUGGCUCGAAAGACGGACUGUUUUGGUUGCAUCGGUAUCGUGCGAGCUAUUAUUUACUUUACUUUGCGUUUUGGCGUACUAGCCGUGAACGGCUCGGGAGCCGAGGGCUAGUUUGUCUUUUCCCACCCGCCCACCCUACUUGAUUAUAAGCUUAUGGAGGCUUUGCUACCUAGCGCGGUUUUGAGUCACUCUUGUGUUUUUCGUCCCGGGGGGUGGUCUCUGCCCGGCAACUAGGAAUGGCCGGGCAGACCCGUGCUGGUUAUUAGGCGCCGUAGAAAUUAGACGGCCGCGGGGCUGGGGCCAAGGGAAGCGGCGUGCGACUGUGUUUAGGCACGCCGCCCAAGUAAGGGCACAGCCGCUUACUCCCCAUAUCCAUUUGCCCUCCCCGGGUGAUGAACGUUUGCAAACUUGAGCAAGACGGUGAUCAUGACUUGCAUUGCGGUAUGUGGAAUGCUGUAAAUGGUGGGUGAUUGUUUCGUUUCCGAAGCCUGCCCUCAGCAGCCCUCCAUCUCAAAAGUAAAUGCACUGCAAAGUGGCAUUGGUGUGUGAGAUAGCCGGCUACUUUGAUGAUGCAUUCCGUGCCUUCCGCAA
Molecule: messenger RNA, 3226 nt
Organism: Chlamydomonas reinhardtii
Lineage: Eukaryota; Viridiplantae; Chlorophyta; Chlorophyceae; Chlamydomonadales; Chlamydomonadaceae
Exons: 1
Coding region: 85-1404 (439 amino acids)
Source: RefSeq, a predicted model, not a curated record